UGUCAUGUAAUGCGACAAGACAAUGUUUAUUGAAGUAUCGUAAUUCUGAUUGAAGCUCAAAGUAUGUCAGAAGAGACCAGCUGCCGUGACAAAUGUAAACUCAAUCAAAUGCUUGAGCAAGUGAAUAUUCUUUCUCGCGUAGUGGAUGAACUUAGGACGGAGGUGAACGAUCUGAAAAAGAUGUAUCUUGACGUAAAUCAUGGCAACGUUUUGUCUGACUCUACAAAAGAAAAGAAUAAUCAGAUUGAGUCGAAUGUAAUGGAAGAAGUGAAAACGUAUUGCAAAAACGUCGGGAUUUCUGUAAAAAGUGGAGAAACACGUCGAUUCAUGCAGAGUAUCAAGAUUAUUAACAGAAAGAUCAUUAGAGGUAUUCAAAAGAUUCAAGACUUUCAAAAGAAACCCGAUCACACAUGCGUGACUUCCGAUCUUCAAAAGUGUCUUCCGCGGAAAGAUAAAGAGCUCUCGUACUUUAAUACAUGGAACAAAAACUUGAACGAACGCACUUACGUCGGCGAAGGAUUCGACAUCGAUUCGAGAAAUAUUCUAUUCACACGUAACGCUUUUACACAAACCGAGAUCGCUACGUGCUCGUGUCAAAAAGAUAACGAGAAGUUAUUUGAUCAAAGUGUUACAAAUAAUUUGUCAACCGGCCUGUCUGAUAACUCACCGAUGAACCAUGAACCUCGAAACGAGACGUCACUGAGGAAUAAAAUAAAGAAAUACAAAAAAUGUUCGUGCGGCGAACAAUGUCCCUAUGCGAUGUACAAACUACCGUGCAACAAAUACAAACGCGACACGUCGGAAACAAGAGCGAACGACGAAACCGAUGGAUUGGCGCUCGAAUGUACAAACUUUAGGGAAAAGAAUAACUUCCCGAGAUUUAUAAGUGUCGAUACGGCACGAAAGAGCAAGAACGAAUGUUUUGCAAAUUCUUCACCCGCUGAAAUCGAAUUAGACGAGGAUUCCUCGCUCUCGGUGGAUCUUGAAGUCCGCGUUUGCCACGAUCGCUGGAACGUCAGCGAAUUUUCAAAGCGAAAAAGAGCUAGAACGUACAUGUUAAGCAGAAUGAACACGAGAAAAAUCGACGAUGUAAUUAAACGUUCAGAUAACGGGAACAGAUAACGUAUCGUUUUCCAAUGCAAUUUUAUCGCGGACAGGUGCAAUUGACAGGGAAGAAAAAUUAUGUUUAAAUAACAAAAGGUAAGUUCAUAUUCCGCUGUAAUA
Pseudomyrmex gracilis is the source of this 1224-nucleotide messenger RNA. RefSeq lists its product as uncharacterized. The record is from RefSeq and is a predicted model, not a curated record. NCBI's taxonomy places the organism in Eukaryota, Metazoa, Arthropoda, Insecta, Hymenoptera, Formicidae. The transcript is spliced from 2 exons. Bases 64 to 1122 code for a protein of 352 amino acids.